CAGAAAAAGAAACACAAAACCCCCCAAAAAAACCCCUCCUUCCCAAAUCCAGCAACAGAUCCUCAACGUUAGGGAUAUUUAAUUUAGGGUCUGGUGAUUCUGAGAGUGAGAAAGCGAAAGACAACAUAAAAACGGAAAUGGCGUUCAGAGGGAACGAGAUGAUGAAGAAGAUACUCAAGAAAGUAGGAGACCAAAACGUGGCUCCAGGACUGAAAGACCAGCUCAAGAAAUGCAUACCCGACACCAAGGUUGUCAUGGGCCGCGCCAAACGCGGCCUCUUCGCCGGCCGCCACAUCCAGUUCGGAAAUCGCAUCAGCGAAGACGGCGGCAACAAGUCAAGAAGGAUUUGGAAGCCAAAUGUCCAGGAGAAAAGACUCUUUAGUUACAUCAUGGACCGUCACAUCCGAGUCAAAGUCACUACUCACGCACUUCGUUGCAUAGACAAAGCUGGUGGGAUUGAUGAGUACUUGCUGAAGACUCCCUACCACAAGAUGGACACAGAAAUGGGCCUGGAGUGGAAGGCGAGGAUUGAGAAGCGGUAUGAAGAGCUUGGGAAGAUGGAGGUUGUGUUCUUUUCACCUGAAGAUGAAGCCAAAUUUGAACAGGGAUUCAAAGAUCUUAAACUUGCUAAGCGAGAGGCUCGGAGGGAUUUUAGAAGGCAGAUGAGUGGGUGGCAUGAGAAACAGAAAGAGAUCGAGGAAGGGCAGGCAGAUGAUCAAGUUGUGGAUGAGGAAGAGCAGCUGGUUGCAAACUCUUGAGGAGUUUGAAGUUCUCUAUAGCUUGGAUUUUGCUACACAUUUUUGUUAAUGUUGACUAGCAGUGAGGUUUCAUUGUCAGCAGUGUUACUUAUUAAUAUUAAUUUGCAGAAAUCCUCAAUAAUAUGGUGAUGUUUCUUUGAUAUCA
This is a messenger RNA of Tripterygium wilfordii, 903 nucleotides long. Its product is annotated as 54S ribosomal protein L24, mitochondrial-like. The record is from RefSeq and is a predicted model, not a curated record. NCBI's taxonomy places the organism in Eukaryota, Viridiplantae, Streptophyta, Magnoliopsida, Celastrales, Celastraceae. Gene Ontology annotation, cellular component: mitochondrial large ribosomal subunit. Gene Ontology annotation, molecular function: structural constituent of ribosome. The transcript is spliced from 3 exons. The coding region runs from base 138 to 758 and encodes 206 amino acids.